AUGGCCAUCAAUAAUAGCAAACGCCGCUCUAGCUAGCUAGCUAGCCUAGCCACUAGGAAACGCGGAGCAUAGUCACUCCUUCAUUCUCUCGUCAUUACGUGUGCUCACUUCUUUUGGUUAAACAGACAGAUCAUUCUUCACAAGCAGCCCUUGCACAGCGUUUCAUAUGGAUGGUGGCAGAUGAUGGUCCUCACAGUAGAGGCUGCCGUCGCACAUCGCAUCGAACCUUGUUCUUGAGUGUGUCUUCCUUGUUGGUUUUGGUGGUGGCGUCCACGAUCUGCAAAAACUACCGGUACAGGGGAGAUUUGAUUGAUCGGGUAUCCAAUAAUAAUAAUAGUGGUAUACUUACCGAAAGGAAAACCGAGCACGACAAUAAUAUCAUCAGCAGCCAUCACAAGAGCUAUACCCUUCCAUCCUUGGAAUAUGGUGGGAUCAUCUUUUACCUACAUAUACCAAAGACAGGCGGAACAACCAUUCGAGAGCUUAUCAAGUAUCGAAAGAAUGGCAGACGGUCUAGAGUCCAUUACAUUUAUCUGACAGGGCCGCGCGAAUACAACGACACUAUGCAGCUGAUGAAGGAUUGGGUUGUCCGUGGCACUGACAAUCAAGAAGUUGUCUUCAUCGAAUUUCAUGCACUCGAAAGAAAUUGUCCCACGUUUCUACAUUUGAGUCAAAACGAAUUGCCUCGGUGGAAAAAUCUCGCAAACGAACACAAUGUGCCAUUCUUUUCCUUCACCAUUCUACGAGAACCAGUGGCAAUGGCCAUUAGUUUCUUCAACUAUUACCAUGGCAUUCCACAAAAUCCAAAACGGUUUGAUCUAUUGGUACCUCCAACAUCUACUGCUACCGACACAAAAAACUCAGCAAUUGACAAGGAAUCACCACCCAGCAAACGUAGUACCGAAGAUAUCCUUGCGCAUGCAACUAUCGCCAAUCCACAGUGUCUCUUCAUGGCGCGAAACGAAGAUGCCUACACUAAGACCGGCAAAGAUCUGAGGGACAGUUUGACUCGUGACGACUGCCGUCAAGCGUACAAGAGCAUCCUACACUUGUUUGACUGGGUUGGGACAACCGACAGACUUGGGAAUGAGACGCUUCUUUUGUUGAGGCGUCUCUUUCAAAGCAACCAAAGCACACAACGACUCAUUCGGAAUCUCAAUAAAACCGCUAAUACCGCCGGAUUAAGUGCGCCAAUCCACUUGAGAGAUCUCAACGGAACUACCAUACAGUACAUUCGUAGAAUGACAUCGUGGGAUCAAGAACUGUACGAUGCCGCCAAGAAAGGCGAAUUCCCCGCGGACUUUGGACGCUGGAGCUUGAGCUGAUGCUAACUGGGCUGGCCGGCUGCCGCGGGGAGUGCCGGGAGGCAAGGAAGGCGAUUCUCGUCUACAGGGGCAUACCAAACCCGGACCAAUGUUUCCUUGAGCAAUAUGCAUGCAUCUCUCUUUGUAGAUGCCAUACAUGGUUACCCUUAUUCAGCAAGCAUGCAGCAGCGAGAGUUCCACACGUAUCGUUAUCUACGGUACAGGUUGGUGAUCUUAGAUCUUAGGUUUCCAACCAUCCAUCAACAUGCGCCGGCAGAUGCGCACCAGGUUCUUGCAGUCGUCAAGACCCCAAUUGUGAUGACCCUUCACUUUCAUGCCCAAGCAUCCCAUCCAUACAGCGUACCGGUACCAUGUUCAUGCCAACUACUACAGUGCGAUAAGACCUCCUUUGCUAGUCUCCGAGGGACUAGUGACGAAAAUGUGAGAGUUUUAUUGCUGUGAUUGCACUCGCUUCAUCCUACCAUGAAGAUCGAACAAACAAGACGACCCUGUAAUCCGCAAGUUGGAGUUGGAGAGGAAGGAGCAGAUGGAAGCCGUCGAAGCUUUGGUCAGCAGUGGGUUCCUCGACCAUGGCAACCUGGAAUGGUACAAAUAUAAGGUCAACACGGCAAUGGACAAGAAGAUAUCCGCCCAUAACACACUCGUUAACGUGCGCGAUGGACCUAGUGACUAAUGACACAAAGGGGAUUAACAUUUAGACUACACUGCCUCGACAUGAGUAGCAACAUUCCAGUCCACUGUCGUCGUUCCACCAUGCACUGCAGCGCGGACAGAAGUCUUGGCCACAAGCAGUGCA
Seminavis robusta is the source of this 2121-nucleotide messenger RNA. The record is from the annotation of a GenBank genome assembly. NCBI's taxonomy places the organism in Eukaryota, Bacillariophyta, Bacillariophyceae, Naviculales, Naviculaceae.